Messenger RNA from Lactuca virosa, 1442 nucleotides. The record is from the annotation of a GenBank genome assembly. NCBI's taxonomy places the organism in Eukaryota, Viridiplantae, Streptophyta, Magnoliopsida, Asterales, Asteraceae.
CCAAACAUCCACUUAGUUAAACAUACACUUAAUUAAAGUCGUGUAAAAAAAGAACGAAAUUAGUAACGACUAACGAGUAUAUGAAGCUUCUUGGUCGACGGAUAAGUUAUGAAAGACAGUGCCCUAACUCCGACAGAGGCUACGAUUUGCUGAAAAGGUCAUAAACAACAACAAUAACGAACGAGCUCACAAGGACGAUAACCGUAGGAUAACAGGUGAACUGAGUUUUUAAUACCUACUUCGCUGCUAAUUAUCGUUCUUUUGAGUUGCAAGAAAGGGGCGUUUAGUAGAUAUGAGUUGGUCCUGUAGUAACUAUCUUUGCUUGUCGAGCUCAACCUCUAGCUCUGUCGUCAAUUCCAACGAACUUACCAGGUUUACCAGAUGCAAGCUGUCUUGUGAGUAUGAAGAACAAAGAAGGAAACAUCAUGACCUAAAGAGACCAAUAAACAUUUUUGCUUACAACGGCUUGAAAUCUCCAUCUUAUAAACUCGACAAACCCCAAAAAAGGAAAGAUCAUGUCUUAAAGAAGCCAAAAAACAUUUCUGCUUACUACAGCUUGAAACCUCCAUCUUAUAAAUUGGAUGCUCUAGAGCCAUAUAUGAGCAAGAGGACUCUUGAGGUGCAUUGGGGAAAGCAUCACCGUGGUUAUGUGGAAAUUUUGAACAAGUAUCUAUCCAAGAAAGAUGUAUUGUAUGGAUACACAAUGGAUGAAUUGAUCAGAGUGACAUAUAACAGUGGAAAUCCAUUGCCAGAAUUCAAUGUUGCUGCUCAGGUCUGGAAUCAUGAUUUCUUCUGGGAAUCCAUGCAACCAGGAGGUGGAAACUUACCAAUAUUGGGUCUAAUGGAGCAGAUUGAAAAGGAUUUUGGUUCCUUUGCAGAUUUCAGACAAGAGUUUAUAGAAAGUGCCCUGACAUUAUUUGGGUCUGGAUGGGUUUGGCUUGUGUUUGCAUCCAGUUUUGAUUUGUAUUAUUGUGGGGUCCCAAUUUCAGUAAAGAGGAAUGAGCAACGACUUGCAAUAGCUACAACAACAAAUGCUGUAACCCCUCUUGUGUGGGGUGAUAUUCCUCUACUUAGUUUGGAUAUGUGGGAGCAUGCUUAUUAUCUGGAUUACAAGAAUGACAGAGCCCGGUAUGCUAAUGUCUUCAUGGACCAUCUUGUGUCAUGGAAUGCAGUAUUGGGCCGCAUGGCUCGUGCCCAGGCCUUUGUGAAUUUAGGAGAACCCAAGAUUCCUGUUGCCUAACUGCACAUCUCUCUUCUCUCCCUAUCUCUUUUAGGUAGCAAGUUUUGCUAGUAUUAAUGUAACUUCUAUUUUUGAAAAAUGCUUGGUGAGUAUUUUAGUUUUUGAGGCAGUAAGUAGUAAAUGCAGACCUGAAUUUUAGGCAUGAAUGAUUGCAAAUAUGGCAUUGUAUAUGAUUGAAAUUGCAGUAAAAAUCCUUGCAAGA